CAGAGGGCCUGGCAGUUAGAGGGGAUUACGGCGCUGGGAACGAUGGUGAGAGAGGUUACAUCUUCGCAAUUGAAUCCCAGGCUAACGCUCGGGGGCUCAACCCCCAGACCUCCAGAAAUGACGUCAGAAUCAUUUGCAUCCCGCUGCCUCUACCUGCCUGGUCCAGCUGGGACCCUGCCUCGCCGGCCCCAUGGCCAGAGGGUUGGUCCUCAUUCAACUUCCUCUUCCUGCGAAAGAGGGGCGCUGCCCGGUGACCUACACAGACUGAGACACGAUCGCCAUGAAUGGAGACCUCUGGAAAAGCUCAGGAGCCGAGGCCCACGGGGCCCAGCAGAGGCCUGAGGGGAGACCCUGGGCGAGGGCUGAAUCGCUGCCUCCCGACAGCCCCCCAAUGCCCAGGCUUUGGAGGGGAGCCGGGAGCUUUCCAUCUCCUUUUGCAGGGGAGGGUUGUCAGUCUGACGGGAUGUGCACUGGGUGCACCCCAGCCCCUGCCAGCUAACCCCACAUCACCACCCACCCCCCAGCACCACCACCACUACACACACAAAAAAAUUGGAUACAUUUUGAAUAAAGCGAUUCGGUUCCUUAUCCGGGGACUGGGUUGCUCCGUGUGAUUGGCCGGCGGAGUCACAUGGUGAAAGUAACUUUACAGGGUCGCUAGCUAGUAGGAGGGCUUUAUGGAGCAGAAAAACGACAAAGCGAGAAAAAUUAUUUUCCACUCCAGAAAUUAAUGAUCAUGAGCUCGUAUUUGAUGGACUCUAACUACAUCGAUCCGAAAUUUCCUCCAUGCGAAGAAUAUUCGCAAAAUAGCUACAUCCCUGAACACAGUCCGGAAUAUUACGGCCGGACCAGGGAAUCGGGAUUCCAGCAUCACCACCAGGAGCUGUACCCACCACCGCCUCCGCGCCCUAGCUACCCUGAGCGCCAGUAUAGCUGCACCAGUCUCCAGGGGCCAGGCAAUUCGCGAGGCCACGGGCCGGCCCAGGCGGGCCACCACCACCCCGAGAAAUCACAGUCUCUCUGCGAGCCGGCGCCUCUCUCAGGCGCCUCCGCCUCCCCGUCCCCAGCCCCGCCAGCCUGCAGCCAGCCAGCCCCCGACCAUCCCUCCAGCGCCGCCAGCAAGCAACCCAUAGUCUACCCAUGGAUGAAAAAAAUUCACGUUAGCACGGUGAACCCCAAUUAUAACGGAGGGGAGCCCAAGCGCUCGAGGACAGCCUACACUCGGCAGCAAGUCCUGGAAUUAGAGAAAGAGUUUCAUUACAACCGCUACCUGACCCGAAGGAGAAGGAUCGAGAUCGCCCACUCGCUGUGCCUCUCUGAGAGGCAGAUCAAGAUCUGGUUCCAAAACCGUCGCAUGAAAUGGAAGAAGGACCACCGACUCCCCAACACCAAAGUCAGGUCAGCGCCCCCGACCGGCGCUGCGCCCAGCACCCUCUCGGCAGCUACCCCGGGCACUUCUGAAGACCACUCCCAGAGCGCCACGCCGCCGGAGCAGCAACGGGCAGAGGACAUUACCAGGUUAUAAAACAUAACUCACACCCCUGCCCCCACCCCGUGCCCACACCCUCCCCUCACACACAAAUUGACUCUUAUUUAUAGAAUUUAAUAUAUAUAUAUAUAUAUAUAUAUAUUGGUUCUUUCCUCUCUUCCUCUCACCUCGUUCCUUGUCAGUUCCAAACAGACAAAACAGAUAAACAAACAAGCCCCCUGCCCUCCUCUCCCUUCCACUGUUAAGGACCCUUUUAAGCAUGUGAUGUUGUCUUAGCAUGGUACCUGCUGGGUGUUUUUUUUUAAGGCCAUUUGGGGGGGUUAUUUAUUUUUUAAGAAAAAAAAGCUGCAAAAAUUAUAUAUUGCAAGGUGUGAUGGUCUGGUUUGGGUGGAUUUCAGGGGAAAUGAGGAAAAGAAAAAAGGAAAGAGAUUUUAAAGCCAGUUCUCCUCCUUCACCUCCUCCUCCUUCCCCUCUCUUUCCUUAGGCCUUUUGCAUUGAAAAUGCACCAGGGGAGGUUAGUGAGGGGGAAGUCAUUUUAAGGAGAACAAAGCUAUGAAGUUCUUUUGUAUUAUUGUGGGGGGGGGAGGAGAGGGGGUGAAGACAGCAGACAAAGCUAAAUGCAUCUGGAGAGCCUCUCAGAGCUGUUCAGUUUGAGGAGCCAAAAGAAAAUCGAAAUGAACUUUCAGUUCAGAGAGGCAGUCUAUAGGUAGAAUCUCUCCCCACCCCCAUCGUGGUUAUUGUGUUUUUGGACUGAAUUUACUUGAUUAUUGUAAAACUUGCAAUAAAGAAUUUUAGUGUCGAUGUGAAAUGCCCCGUGAUCAAUAAUAAACCAGUGGAUGUGAAUUAGUUUUA
Cebus imitator (Panamanian white-faced capuchin) is the source of this 2341-nucleotide messenger RNA. It is a transcript of the gene HOXC4, whose product is annotated as homeobox C4. Gene Ontology annotation, cellular component: nucleus. Gene Ontology annotation, molecular function: DNA-binding transcription factor activity, RNA polymerase II-specific; RNA polymerase II cis-regulatory region sequence-specific DNA binding. The coding region runs from base 731 to 1525 and encodes 264 amino acids. NCBI's taxonomy places the organism in Eukaryota, Metazoa, Chordata, Mammalia, Primates, Cebidae. The record is from RefSeq and is a predicted model, not a curated record. The transcript has 4 exons. Gene Ontology annotation, biological process: embryonic skeletal system morphogenesis; anterior/posterior pattern specification; regulation of transcription by RNA polymerase II.